Aethina tumida (small hive beetle) is the source of this 1782-nucleotide messenger RNA. RefSeq names its product beta-hexosaminidase subunit beta-like. Bases 25 to 1737 code for a protein of 570 amino acids. The record is from RefSeq and is a predicted model, not a curated record. Gene Ontology annotation, molecular function: beta-N-acetylhexosaminidase activity. Gene Ontology annotation, biological process: carbohydrate metabolic process; glycosaminoglycan metabolic process; ganglioside catabolic process. Lineage: Eukaryota; Metazoa; Arthropoda; Insecta; Coleoptera; Nitidulidae. Gene Ontology annotation, cellular component: membrane. The transcript is spliced from 8 exons.
UGUCGCUGUUAUUAAACGUUCAUCAUGUUCCGCCCAGCUAUUUUCUUAUCGUUGUUGUUGUGCAUAAACUGUUACAUAGUCGAUCCUGGCCCAUUAUUUCCACCUACCAAAGGCGAAGUGUGGCCACUGGUCGCGAACAGAACGAAAAACACAAAUUAUUUUAUUGUGCGGCCCUUAUUAUUUGAGUUUCAGGCUGUAGGUGGCGAUUGUACUAUACUUCAGCAAGCGUUUUCCAGAUACUGGAAUAUUCUAAAUUCAGUGGCACUGAGCCAUUUUGGCCCCGUACAAAAACUUGAAAAUGACAUUUUUAAAAAACGCAAAUAUUUAAAAAAGCUGAAUUACAAACGAAAUGAUUAUAAUUUAAUAGAUUUCUUAGAUAUUUUAAAUGUAAAUCUGGUUGGCAAAUGUGAAGAUAACGAUAUGCCCUACUAUAAUAUGGAUGAGAGUUAUACGCUAAAUCUUGAAAAGGGUACCACUGAACUCAAAUCAAAUUCUAUAUGGGGAAUUCUUCGUGGUCUUGAAACAUUUUCCCAACUGGUGUAUGUGGACGACGACACGAUUACACUUAAAAUUAAUGCCACCUACAUUGAAGAUUAUCCCCGAUAUUCGCACAGAGGCCUGCUUCUGGAUACCGCCAGACAUUUCAUAUCGGUGAAACGAAUUUACGAAACUUUAGAUGCCAUGGCUUACAACAAACUAAACGUUUUCCAUUGGCAUAUCACCGACGACCAGAGCUUUCCCUACAAAAGCAUCAAGUUUCCAAAUAUGAGUCAACUGGGAGCUUACCAUCCAAUCUCCAAAGUUUAUGAACAAGUAGAUAUCAAAGGUGUGAUCGAGUAUGCAAGACUGAGGGGAAUUAGGGUCAUACCAGAGUUUGAUACACCAGGACACACUCGAUCUUGGGGUGAAGCCAUUGAUAAUCUACUGACUGAAUGUUACAAUGAUGGUGUACCUACUGGACAAUUCGGCCCCAUCGAUCCAACAAGAGAUGCAACCUAUUCAUUUCUGAAAGAUUUUUUCGAAGAGGUUGUCGAAGUUUUUCCAGAUAAAUAUUUACAUUUGGGAGGUGACGAGGUCGAAUUUGAAUGCUGGAUGAGUAACGAACGCAUUAACGAGUUUAUGGAAAAACACAACAUUACCAACGAUUAUGCAGCUCUGGAAAGCUAUUACAUACAAAAACUGCUGAAUAUUGUAAAAUAUUUAAAUACAAGUUACGUCGUGUGGGAGGAAGUGUUUAAUAACGGCAUUCAACUUCCCGAUGAAGCAAUAGUACAUGUAUGGAUUGAAUCCAAUUACAAGAAAAAACUACAAGAAGUGACAGAAAAUGGCAAGCAAACGAUUUUAUCAGCUUGCUAUUAUUUGGAUCAUCUAUCAACAGGCGGAGACUGGUUGGCGUUUUAUAUACCCGAUCCUGCCAAUUUCACGGGCACAGACGAACAGAAAAAACUAAUCAUGGGAGGUGAAGCCGCGAUGUGGACGGAAGUAGUUGAUGAUAACAAUAUAAUUAGCAGAAUUUGGCCAAGGGCAUCCGCUGUAGCAGAAAGGUUGUGGUCUGUAAACGCACCUAAUCUGAACCUGGAUGAGAAUGGCGACCUUAAUAUAAUUAACCUGUCCAUUACAGGGAAAUUAACUUCAGCUACAGAUGAAGUCGCACGUAGACUUGAAGAACAUACAUGCAGAAUGAAUAAAAGAGGCAUUGAAGCACAACCUCCUUCAGGUCCGGGAGUCUGUUUAUAAAAUUGUAGUAUAUUGUAAUAUUUUAAUAUAAUUUUACUUACCCUA